AUGGUGGACUCAAAAUGCCAACAGCACAAGGACAUUUUGCUCUUUCAAAAUGGGCGGGCUCUUCGUUUCAGAUUUCCAGUGCCGAUUGCAGCAGACACACUUGUUAGACUUGUGCGUUACCACUGGGACGACAACCGGGAAUGCAGAAUAGAGGCCACGUUGGGGCAGACCGGUAAUCUGGUUGACGGCACUUUGAGAAGCUACAGUUUUGUUCUCUUCCCUUCACACCCGAGCGACAAUCUAGACAGAUAUGGAAGGCUUAUACAUGCACACUGGAUCGAUUCAAGUUUGUUUUGUCGUUGGAAAACUGAUUGCGACCAACACCACCAGCACUGCAAGCCUUCCAGUGUGAUAUUACCAGCCCUUGCUUCCAUCCGCCCAGCAUGGCUGGUUGACAUUGUGCGUCAAUGUCUUGUUCCGGCUCAACUGACCGAUAGUUAUGUGUGUUUAAGCUAUGUAUGGGGCGGCACCAAACAAUUCACUACGGCAAUGGACAAUCUUGGGAGGCUGCAGCAACCAAAUGCCCUCUCAUUCGUGCCUUUGGCAAAAACAAUCACCCACGCAAUGGCUGUGGUUGAGAUGGCUGGCGAAAAGUUUCUUUGGGUGGAUGCUCUCUGUAUUGUCCAGGAUGAUGACAAGCAGAAACACCAAGACGUCCAAAACAUGUCCGGAAUAUAUGCCAAUGCUACAUUCACGAUAAUCGCUCGCAGUGCAACGAAUGCAGAUAGUGGGCUGCCCGGGCUUUUUGGUAUAUCACAACAAUGUAAGGUUCAACAGCACACUUGGCGUCUCGGGCCUUCUUCGACCGUUAUAAAUAUACAGCAUAGAGACUGGAAAGAUGAUCAAAACAGGGGGGCGUGGUUUACCAGAGGGUGGACAUUUCAGGAAGAGUUGUUCUCCAGAAGACAAUUGGUUCUUCGUGAACAUGGCCCGGCCCAUUGGACCUGUAUGUCCGCCCAAUGGCGAGAGGAUAUUAGGUUGCCCGAUAUCACAAUACAGAUGCCGUCACCUAAACGAUAUCCCUAUCAGCGCAGUAUCUAUCCGGAAAUCCACAAUGUUUCCCCCAACAUCCCGAAACUAGCAGAAAUCAUCGAAAAUUACAAUAGGCGAAGUUUCACCCUACCAGAAGAUUCUUUAAGAGCAUUUUCUGGAAUCGCAACAGCACUUCUCUCCUCGUUUCAGGGCGGACUAAUUUCUGGACUCCCAGCAGACUUCUUCUAUGCUGGACUUUUAUGGUUCCCUUUCUCGAAAGACAUUGUCCUUCGCUGGCCAGGAGGGAUACCAAAAGCAUCCUGUGUUCCGAGUUGGAGCUGGGCCGCAUGGAAAGGCAGCUUGGAUCUAAAGAUUUGGAGGGUAGCGGACACCUGGAGGCCAGUUGGAACGAAUCUCAGGUCCUGGAGGGGAGAACAAUGCUUCCACGAGAGAAUUUUCCCCAUAGUCGAGUGGUCCUAUCACACCACAAGCGACGGUCCGGGAAUUGAGAUCAAGGACAGAUUUUACGCCUUGAAGGAGAAAUAUUUUGAUUCAGAUAAGACGCGAUGCCCUCCUGGGUGGACACGCCGUCCGUGGACGAGCUCCCGGGGUCCGAAUUGGGUAUAUAACUACCACGACGAGUCCCGAUCGCUGCGAUGUCUCUUCCACCCGAUUCACCUACAAGGGAAGGGCGAUUCUGAAGUUCCUGGCAUGACCAUAGCCCCUUGGAUCUCUUGCUACACCCGUUCUGCAACCCUGCUUGCAGCGGAGGAACUGAUAGAUUGGGAGCCGGAGUACCUUGCACAAUGUAUAAGUUUACGUGACUCAAUAGGCACCUGGGCAGGUUUUUUGACCCUGAAUCCAGAUCCACUUUCGCCGUCCGAGACAUCUGAUACGGUGAACUUGGAUUUGACUGGGAAAUCUUUAACGUUGGUAGAGGUGGCUAGAGGAGAAAUUUGGGAACCCACGGAGGUUCCUUUUUUCCAUUAUUUUAAAGAUGCUAACCACCCCGAGAGACCUAAAGGGGUUCCAUGGUACCAGUUUUAUUGGGUGAUGUGGGUAGAGUGGAGAGGCGACAUUGCCUAUCGGAGAGGACUGGGACGAGUGGUGAAGAGUAUAUGGGAAGCACAGGACCGGAAGAAGAUGCACUUGAUGCUGGGGUAG
Messenger RNA from Podospora anserina S mat+, 2136 nucleotides. RefSeq lists its product as uncharacterized. The record is from RefSeq and is a predicted model, not a curated record. NCBI's taxonomy places the organism in Eukaryota, Fungi, Ascomycota, Sordariomycetes, Sordariales, Podosporaceae. Bases 1 to 2136 code for a protein of 711 amino acids. The transcript has a single exon.